This is a messenger RNA of Colletotrichum orchidophilum, 927 nucleotides long. Its product is annotated as endonuclease/Exonuclease/phosphatase. NCBI's taxonomy places the organism in Eukaryota, Fungi, Ascomycota, Sordariomycetes, Glomerellales, Glomerellaceae. Gene Ontology annotation, molecular function: 3'-5'-RNA exonuclease activity. The transcript has a single exon. Bases 1 to 927 code for a protein of 308 amino acids. The record is from RefSeq and is a predicted model, not a curated record.
AUGCAGGUCAAAACUCUCUUCGCUCCCAUUCUCCUAGCCAGAGUAGCUUUCGCCCAGGGCCUCCCAAUCCGUGUUGCCUCAUUCAACAUUCGAUACGACGCCAGCUCCCGUGAAUCCGGGGAGAAGCCGUGGUGGGAUCUCUUCUGCUGGAUUUCCGCGGACCGCUGCCGCCAGCCCUAUGUCAUCGACGCAAUCAAGAGUAUUGGAUCAAACGCACCAUCCGGCGCCGUCACCGUUAUUGGUCUUCAAGAAGUCCUCGACAAUCAGCUCAGCGACAUUCAGAACGGUCUCGGCUCCGACUGGGCCCACAUCGGCGUCGGACGUGACGACGGCAAGAAGAGCGGCGAAUACACCCCCAUCUUCUACCAAUCCGACGCGCUCAGGCUGCUUUACGAGGAGACAAAGUGGCUCUCGACGACGCCUGAUCAGGUCUCUUACGGCUGGGGCGCCGGCAGCAGGCGCAUCGUGACCAUUGCUGUCUUCGAGCAUACCGCCAGCGGAAAGAAGUUCAUUCACGCCAACACGCACCUUGAUAACGCCAGCUCUCAGGCCCGUAUUGAGGGGAUCAAGGUCGUAGUUUCGAAGAUCCAGGCCGUGCAGGCCACCUACGGCCCUCUGGGCAUCUCACUCACUGGUGACUUCAACUCCGACCCCAAUGGCGAUGCGUAUAAGACAUUGGCAGGGACGGGGUUCAUGGAUGAGUUGUACAACCUGGCUACACCAGAACAACGCAUCGGCCCCAACCAGUUGACAUACACCACUUUCGACACGACCAAGCAGGGCAGCCGCAUCGACUUUGUCUGGCUCGGGCCUAAAGAUGCGAAAAAGUACUCGGUCCAGCGACACGAGAUCCAGAACAACAGUGUCAAUGGCAUGCUCAUUAGCGACCACAGACCUGUGGUUGGAGACGUUACGUUAUUGUCUUAG